GUCAUACUUCCUCCAGUUUCCCCUCCUGCUGCAGCUGCUAACCUCUGUUUCCCUGUUUCAUCAGUUAACUCAGCCUUUUAUGAGCAACAACAAAUAAAGAAUACCCACCAUGGCUUCUCGAGCAGGUCCGAGAGCAACAGGCACAGAUGGCAGCGACUAUCAGCACCGGGAGCGGGUUGCCUCACACUAUCAAAUGAGUGUUGCCCUGAAGUCUGAAAUCCGUAAACUCAACAUUGUCCACGUGCUGAUCUGGGUGCUGAUGGCAGCUCAGGUGACAGUGAGCCAGCUAAGCCUGGUGUCCCACAAGGUCGUAGCCUCUCCAUACCAGUGGGAGUACCCCUACCUCCUGAGUAUAAUACCCACAGUGUUCAGCUUCUUGGCGUUGCCUCGCAACAACAUCAGCUACUUGGUCAUCUCCAUGAUCAGCGCCGGGCUGUUCUGUGUGGCCCCGCUGAUCUACGGCAGCAUGGAAAUGUUCCCUGUGGCGCAGCAGCUCUAUCGGCACGGCAAAGCCUACCGCUUCAUCUUUGGCUUCUCCGCCGUGUCGGUCAUGUACCUGGUGAUCGUCAUCGCUGUGCAGGUGCAUGGCUGGCAGAUUUACUACAGCAAGAAGUUGCUGGACCAGUGGUUCACCGGCACACAGGACAAGAAAAAGAAAUGAGUCAAAGCAAGCCCACGUGGACAUGAGGAUCUCAGAGCUGAGGUGUUUUUUUGCAAACCAAUCACUGAACUGUUGGAUUGAGCCAGCCGAGACCAAGAGAAGAGACUCUCAAGUUAAAACUAUCAUGGCUCGUCAUCAUCUUUUACUGUAUUUAUAUUUGACGUGAUAUCAUCAUCGUUCAACUGUUGAAGAUCAUUCCCUGGACUGCUUGUGACUGCUGCCAUCACUCUGUAAAUUAAUCCUCCUGGAAUUUCAUCAUCCAACUGUAAAUGUGUUCUGUUAGUGCCUCCUUAUUCCAGGUGUUGACAGUGUAAACAGGCCAGGUUUAACUGGAAGAAGACUGUAAUCAUGUAAGUUGAUGUUUUGGAAACAAAUCCAAAAAUAAAUUUGAAUAUUUGACUGAUCUGUUA
This is a messenger RNA of Epinephelus lanceolatus (giant grouper), 1071 nucleotides long. RefSeq names its product protein jagunal homolog 1-B. The record is from RefSeq and is a predicted model, not a curated record. Gene Ontology annotation, biological process: vesicle-mediated transport; granulocyte colony-stimulating factor signaling pathway; endoplasmic reticulum organization. Gene Ontology annotation, cellular component: endoplasmic reticulum membrane. NCBI's taxonomy places the organism in Eukaryota, Metazoa, Chordata, Actinopteri, Perciformes, Serranidae.